UCACAGGCAGAGGCAGCUCCUCCACCACCACCCCACCCCCCAAACCCCCACUCCUGCCGUCCGGCGAGAAAUCCCCGAGCUCCGGCGAGAUGCAGAUCUUCGUGAAGACCCUCACCAGGAAGACGGUGACGCUGGAGGUCGAGAGCAGCGACACCGUCGCCAACGUCAAGGCCAAGAUCCAGGACAAGGAAGGCAUCCCUCCGGAGCAGCAGCGGCUCAUCUUCGGCGGGAAGCAGCUGGAGGACGAGCGCACCCUGGCCGACUACAACAUCCAGAAGGAGUCAACGCUGCACCUGGUGCUCCGCCUCCGCGGUAGCGGCAAGGGCGGCAGCUACCCCAAGAUCGACCUCAACCUCCUCGAGCUCGCGCUCAAGUACCGCCAGCACAAGAUGAUCUGCCGCAAGUGCUACGCCCGCAACUCCAGCAGGGCUGAGAACUGCCGCAAGAAGAAGUGCGGCCACAGCAACGAGCGUGCAAUCCCCGAGCUCCGCCACCCCACCCCACCCGCUCCCCCAAAACCCCAUUCCUCCGGCGAGCGAUCCCCGAGCUCCGGCGAGAUGCAGAUCUUCGUGAAGACGCUGACCGGGAAGACGGCGACGCUGGAGGUCAAGAGCAGCCACACCGUCGCCAACAUCAAGGCCAUGAUCCAGGACAAGGAAGGCAUCCCUCUGGACCGUCAUUGGCUCAUCUUCGCCGGGAAGCAGCUGGAGGACGAGCGCACACUCGCCGACUACAGCGUCCAGAAGGAGUCGACGCUGCACCUGGUGCUCCGCCUCAGCGGCGGCGGCAAGGGCGGCAGCUACCGCAGGAACGUCGAGCCCAACCUCCUCCAGCUCGCGCUCAAGUACCGUCGUCAGCGCAACAUGAUCUGCCGCGAGUGCUACGCCCGCAAUCCCAUCAGGGCCUACAACUGCCGCAAGAAGAAGUGCGGCCACUUCAACGAGCUGAGGUUAAAGAAGAAGCUGGCUUACAAGGACUAAAAAGGAAUGCAGCAACAUCAGAAAGUGAUCAAUCCAUGUGUCGUUCAUCAGUUGAAUCCUAGUGUGUCUUAUUACUAAUGUUUGCAUACUGUCUGAAUAGAAGUUUAUCCUAGUCUAAUUUUCAUGCUGGAGUACUUAUCUGAGCAAUGGCAUGUAGCCUAAGAUCAAACUGCUAGUUUAAGAUCGCUGUCUAUUGUUGGACCUUCGUUGUUGAUAUUCAAUGCAAGUAAACGUACUACGUGAAUCUUAAUCUA
Molecule: messenger RNA, 1234 nt
Organism: Panicum virgatum (switchgrass)
Lineage: Eukaryota; Viridiplantae; Streptophyta; Magnoliopsida; Poales; Poaceae
Product: ubiquitin-60S ribosomal protein L40-like
Exons: 6
Coding region: 90-980 (296 amino acids)
Biological process (GO): modification-dependent protein catabolic process; protein ubiquitination; translation
Cellular component (GO): cytoplasm; ribosome; nucleus
Molecular function (GO): protein tag activity; ubiquitin protein ligase binding; structural constituent of ribosome
Source: RefSeq, a predicted model, not a curated record